GUUGACGUCCCAACACAAUUAUUAUUGACCAGUUUUCUGUUAACGUAUUAAUCAAGUAUAAAAACGGUGGUGCUCAUUAAUUUUAAUUCAUUCAUUUUAAUAUCUAACAGGUACACCGAGUGCAUUAUAACUGAACUAUGAUGUCUGGGGCUGUAAUUAGAAUAAUCCUGAUUACUAUUUCAAUACUUUUGAGUACAGCCUCAGUAGUCCUAGCUAAGCCAACGCCAGAUCCUGAUCCUAACGCAAAUCCAAAUCCAUUUUUUGCAGUAGGAGUAUGGCCUUAUGGAUGGAGUUGGUCGUAUGCUGUUCCUCCAUAUACAUAUUACCCGUACUAUAACGUUCGUUAUAGAGUAGUGGUAGGAUGAUCAUUCUACUAGUGUUCAAAUUGAACACUAUACUAUGAUGUAGAUAAUGUUGAUUUUGACCAAUAAAUAUUUGUCACAAUGCGU
This is a messenger RNA of Acanthoscelides obtectus, 449 nucleotides long. Lineage: Eukaryota; Metazoa; Arthropoda; Insecta; Coleoptera; Chrysomelidae. The record is from the annotation of a GenBank genome assembly.